Molecule: messenger RNA, 1052 nt
Organism: Volvox carteri f. nagariensis
Lineage: Eukaryota; Viridiplantae; Chlorophyta; Chlorophyceae; Chlamydomonadales; Volvocaceae
Exons: 6
Coding region: 597-1052 (151 amino acids)
Biological process (GO): intracellular protein transport; retrograde vesicle-mediated transport, Golgi to endoplasmic reticulum; intra-Golgi vesicle-mediated transport
Cellular component (GO): COPI vesicle coat
Source: RefSeq, a predicted model, not a curated record
UGGCUGAUCUUGUGCGCCUAGGGGUCUGGCUGGUUGCAAUCUUAGCAAGUCUACCUGCGGGUGUGCACAGCUCCGUAUGGAAAAGGUGUGCGUCUAGUAUUGUGAGCACUUGUGUACAAAUGCACUGCGAAAUGGGUGAUCCUUGAUGUAACCGGACGGGGUCGGUGACGUUUAUUGCUCGUUAGGCGGGGUUGGUGGGACCUGAAACCCACCCUAGCAGCUUAUGUUAACUGAUCCCCGAAAUGGCCGCGGGCGCAUGUUUUCUAUGACAAAAGUGUAAGUUGUUUGUACAGUUAUGCGGUAGUAAUGCAUUGCGCGGGCAAAGGUGCAUCUGGCGAAGACGCGCAUUGGUCGCACGGUGACGACAACACAAUUGUAAACUGUUUUAAGCAUAAACGUGCGUACUUGUCGCUUUAUCUUCUUGCAUAGCAUCACGCAUACUACCUACGUGUGUCAAGAUAGGAUUAACUUAUAAAGGCCGUGGCGUGCCUCGAUCCAAGUCAUGCAACCUGAAAAUGCAGCCUUCCCAGUCUGGUUAUAAUCUGAAAGGAGUUUUCCUUCGUAUUACUUGGCCGUGUUGAGAAGAGGACGGCGUAAUGGACGUCGGGCGCAUACACUGCUUCUUGGUUGCCACCAGGGGUGGCGACGUAAUAUACGAGAGGUUUUUCGAUCGCUUUACGGAGCUGGAAAAGGCGGAGAUACGUGCAGCGUUCAGCGCGGCGUCUAGUAAUGUCCGGAUGCCACCGGAUCAGGAGCAGGACUUCAUCGCGCCUUACAAGUUGACCAGGUUCGCCUUCGUUCCUGUGGCGGAUACCGUGUUCUAUCUACUGGGUUCCGGGGAGUACGACGAAGUGGGCUUGGUCGAGGUGCUUCGAGUUAUCAUUCAAGUCCUGAAGGACGUGCUGGGUAAGGCGCCUUCGUCCGGACUACUGUUAGAAAAGUACGCGAAGCUGGCGCUGGUGGUGGAUGAAGUGAUCAACGAGGGCUUGCUUGAAGCGGUGGACAAGGAGGCCAUAAAGAAGGGGAUCAAGGGGAAGGCAGCAUGGGAGUAA